This is a messenger RNA of Kwoniella shivajii, 2256 nucleotides long. RefSeq lists its product as uncharacterized. Gene Ontology annotation, biological process: transmembrane transport. Gene Ontology annotation, cellular component: plasma membrane. The coding region runs from base 1 to 2256 and encodes 751 amino acids. The transcript has 11 exons. NCBI's taxonomy places the organism in Eukaryota, Fungi, Basidiomycota, Tremellomycetes, Tremellales, Cryptococcaceae. Gene Ontology annotation, molecular function: oligopeptide transmembrane transporter activity. The record is from RefSeq and is a predicted model, not a curated record.
AUGAAUCAAGUGGCAGUACUUCAUUCUGCUGGACCUGCGAUAAAGGAGAUUAUCGGAUCCAAACCUCCCAUCCUAGACCAUGAAAGUAAUGGAGACGAGAAAAUCGCAGUUGGCGCUCCACCUGUAGAUUUAAUCACUCCGGACCAUUCCUCUGCUGAAGAACAUAUCAUUCGAACAGGUCUAGACGCAUCGAGAUACCUGUUAUCAAUUCGUGAUGAUGGUGAUCCCGCUAUCACUUUCCGAAGUCUCGUUUUGGGAACCGUGAUGGCUGCUUUCCAAGCUUCUAUGACUCAAAUCUAUCUUUUCAAGCCUACCAACGUCACCAUAAGUGGCUCGUUCAUAGUCUUAAUCCUGUUCUUCAUCGGCAGAGGAUGGGCUGCCAUCUUUCCGAAAGGUGACAAGCUCGAAAGAGAAUGGAGGGAAAAGGGUAAUGAAGGCGCAUUACCUUUGAAGAUCAAGCUGUUCAAGUUCAUCAACCCUUCUGCAUUUAAACUUAAAAAACAUGCCAUCGCAGCUAUCACUGCUUCGGCCGCUUCUAAUGGUGCUGCUGCCAUCUCUGUAUUCACAGUACAAGACUUGUUCUACGAUCUACCACUGACGCCUGGUGUUGUCAUUCUCAGUACAUUGAGUAUCGGUGUAUUCGGUUAUGGUUUAACAGGUAUUCUACGACCUAUCACAGUAUGGCAUGUAGAAGCUGUGUAUUGGACGAAUAUUCCGACCGUCAAAUCGUUACAGGCACUACACUGGGAUCAUGUACAAGAUUCUAAACCGUUACGAGUAUUCUCGUACUCUUUCACUGGAAUGUUCAUUUAUGAGUUUUUCCCAGCGUACAUCUUUCCUUGGCUAAACUCAGUCUCGAUCCCUUGUUUGGCCUCUAUGCAUGCUACCGGCGCAAAAGCUGCUGCUUUGACCAAUGUCUUUGGUGGAUCUCUCAGCAACGAAGGUCUUGGUAUCCUCAACGUCAGUCUUGAUUGGCAAUAUAUUACAUCGGCUGCUACUUCGAUGCCUCUGAUCCUUCAAGCAAAUUACGCGAUUGGUAUCGUAGUAUGCUGGAUCGCUUUCCUCGCUGUAUAUUAUGGGAAUGCCUGGGGCGGAAGAAGUCUACCUUUCUUAUCGACUUCUUUACGUACACUUGAAGGCGGUAAAUACGUCUCUACAAAAGUAUUCGUGAACGGAGUUUUGGAUGAGGCAAAACUAGCCGAAUAUGGUUUACCUAAAAUCACUUCUACCUAUGUCUGGGCAAUGAUCGCUGGUAAUAUGGCUAUCGGUGGGGUCAUCAUGCACUGCAUCAUAUUCUGGGGUAAAGAUAUAGUGAAAGCUGUGAAACAUGGUCGAAGGGGUGUAUCCGACGACAGAUAUCAUAACGCUAUGAGGAGAUAUAAGGAAGCUCCUUGGUAUUGGUAUCUUGCUAUUUUGAUCUUCGCAUUUGUUCUCGGUCUUAUUGUCGUCCUCAAAGAGCACAUCACUUUAUCGGUCGGUUCAUAUAUUACCGCUUUAGUAAUUGGGUCAAUCAUUGCUCCGUUUAGUACGAUUCUUUACUCAAGAUUCGGUAAUGGUAUCGCCACUAACCAGCUCAUGAAAAUGAGUUUAAAUUUGGCCUGCGAUCUAAAAAUGGGAGAAUACUUAAAGGUCCCGCCUCGAGCGAUGUGGCUCACUCAAGUCUACGGAACGGUUCUUGGCGCUUUCAUCAAUUACGUAGUAAUGAUUUCGGUCGUUGACUCUCAUAGGGAUCUCUUGACAACCUCAGAUUCAGGCUCUGCUGCUUGGUCUCCUGCAUACUUCAAUUCAAUGAACACGGCGGCUAUCACUUGGGCUUUGGCGAAGCAGCUUUACGGUCGACAAGGAGAGUACUUUAUCGUUCCUGUCAGUCUUGCUAUUGGUGCAGGUGCAGUGGUAGUACAUCGCAUUUUUGUGAGAUUCGUACCGAAGCUAGGCAAGAUAUCAACGUCCGACUUGAAUUUACCAACGUUCUUCGCCUAUGCAGGAUAUUUAGGAUUCAAUCAAACUCAAUCAUGCGUAAUCUUAAGUAUAUUAGGAGCGGGUUUUUUCACUCAAUUUUAUCUGAGAAAUUAUAAACCUAAAUUCUUCAGAGAUUAUUCAUAUUUGAUAACAGCUGCUUUUGAUGGUGGUUCUUUAUUUGUUUUGUUCAUCUUGUCUUUCGCUGUGUUUGGUGCGGGUGGCCCUUCGAAACCGUUCCCUACGUGGUGGGGUAAUAACGCAGAUGGAAAUACGGAUCUUUGUCCUAUCUCUGAAUGA